This is a messenger RNA of Owenia fusiformis, 666 nucleotides long. NCBI's taxonomy places the organism in Eukaryota, Metazoa, Annelida, Polychaeta, Sabellida, Oweniidae. The record is from the annotation of a GenBank genome assembly.
AACAACUGUAUAUGAAUUUAAAAUCAUUUUUUCAAUUCAUUGAAAUAAUAUCACCAGUACAAGGAAGAUGGCAUUUAAAGAACUCAUGAUAGUUUUCAUAUUUGGGAUUUUCACUUCUAUUAAGGGAGGUGAUGACGUCACAUCAAUGGAGGAUCUGAGCUACGCCAUUUCUCAGAAUGGUGCAAAGUUAAAUGAAUUGAAAACACAAUUGGAAACAGGCCUGAAUGAAAUAAUCAAACUGACACAAAAUAAUAGAAAAUUUAUGAAAACAAUAAGAAGAGAAAUUGAUGCAGAUAAUAGGGUAUUGAUGGAUUGUGCUUGUGAGAGAAAAAAAUAUCGUAGCAAUGUGUACCAUAUACAAAGUGAUGCUGGUAAAUACAUGUUAAGCUUCACCGAAGCGAAGGCACUAUGCGAGAGUAAAGGACAUCGUCUGGCCACACCUGACCAACUACAAGCUGCGUAUGACCUUGGACUACAAGUCUGUAAAUAUGGCUGGGUAUCGGAUGGUACUGUUCAAAUUCCUAUGCAAAUGCCGAGAAAAUCAUGCUGGAACAACAGAGGUAUUACCACCUUAACGAAGUUAAAGGCAGAUGCAUUCUGCGCCAAAGACUAAAUAACUCUAUAUUUUCAAGCAAUGUACAACACGUAUAUACAAUAAAAUAUCAA